CCCACUUUUCCACUUUUUUCAACUCUCUCUCAGUCUAUUUACGUUUACCUCAAUCCCACCAUACUCAGCUCCAGCUCUACCAAUUUCUAUCGAGCAAACGAUCCAGCCUGUUUCACCUCUGUUCAUCAUAUCGUACCCCACAUGGUCCAAGAAAUGUCACACGUCCGGUUCGAUUCUAUCGAAGACGCUAUCAAAGACUUUGCCGAGGGCAAGUUUGUGAUCGCUGUCGACAAUGAGGACCGUGAGAACGAGGGCGAUCUAAUUAUUGCGGCCGAGAAGAUAACGACCGAGCAAAUGGCAUUUUUGAUCCGCCAUUCAAGUGGCUACGUCUGUGUGCCAACCGUCGCCUCAAGGCUAAAGGAACUCGAGCUGCCUCUGAUGGUUCCCAACAACCAAGAGCUCAUGAAGACCGCCUAUACGGUCUCGGUUGACUAUGCCCACGGUACAACUACCGGCAUAUCUGCCCACGACCGGGCCCUUACCGCCCGCUCUCUGGCAGAUCCAACAAAGACCGCCAAGGACUUUAAUCGGCCCGGGCAUAUCCUCCCUCUACGCUAUGCAGAGGGUGGCACGCUACGUCGGUUCGGUCAUACGGAGGCCUCGGUCGAUCUGUGCAAUCUAGCCAAGCUGCAGCCCGUGGCGGUGAUCUGCGAGUUGGUGAACGACCGUGAUGGCUCUAUGGCCCGCAGAGAUGAUUGCUACAAGUUUGCGAAGAUGCAUGGCAUCAAGUUGAUCACGAUCGCGGAUAUUAUCAAGUAUCGACGGGAUCAUGGACUUAUUGACAACAAAUUUUAGAGACCUGCCAGGCCACAAACUUGGUUGUACUAUGGAUCGUUUACUGCACACCUCAUUGUAAUAUUAUGUGAAUAAAUCUGAAUUUCGCUCGACGCCAGACCAGCACUUGGUC
Messenger RNA from Gamsiella multidivaricata, 907 nucleotides. RefSeq names its product 3,4-dihydroxy-2-butanone 4-phosphate synthase. Bases 142 to 795 code for a protein of 217 amino acids. Gene Ontology annotation, cellular component: mitochondrial intermembrane space; cytosol. The record is from RefSeq and is a predicted model, not a curated record. The transcript is spliced from 3 exons. Gene Ontology annotation, biological process: riboflavin biosynthetic process; aerobic respiration. Gene Ontology annotation, molecular function: 3,4-dihydroxy-2-butanone-4-phosphate synthase activity. Lineage: Eukaryota; Fungi; Mortierellomycota; Mortierellomycetes; Mortierellales; Mortierellaceae.